This is a messenger RNA of Didymodactylos carnosus, 396 nucleotides long. The record is from the annotation of a GenBank genome assembly. NCBI's taxonomy places the organism in Eukaryota, Metazoa, Rotifera, Eurotatoria, Philodinida, Philodinidae.
AUGUCGGCGAGAUUGAUAAAGCUGCGUUUUUACUACAAUGCAGAACCGAUUCUCAGUCGAGAAGUGACAUUUCAGAAGCUUGAUAAGAUCGAGAAAACCAAAACAAUUGAAAAACCCGCGGAAUUUGCAAAGACUGGUGUUGCUGCGGUGCCUGUUGAGAAAGAUGAUGUUGGCAUAGUAGUUGUUAAGAAUGGUGUUCCUGCGGUGCCUGUUGAGAAAGAUGAUGUUGACGUAGUAGUUGUUAAGAAUGACGUUAUCGUAGUGGUUAUUGAAAAAGAUGUUCCUGUAGUCGGUGCUAAAAUAGUUGUUCCUACAGUUGGUACUGCAUCAUUCAUUGGUCGAAUUGAACAAUUACUUGUUGUGAAUGUAAAAUCAUCAAUUGAUAUAUCGCCCUAG